GAAUGUUAUUCCUUUAACUGACUUCCUGUUCUCCAGCCACAAAAAAACAGCAGUGAGAUUCUGCUGCAAAGCUGUGCAACAUUUGUGAGUGAUGGAGGAGUAUUUAUAAAGUGGCUGUCAUUUAAAGCUGGAUUUACAGCUGUCAGAUGAGAGCAUGAAGCAGCCCCACCCACGGUGCUCCACGCCCACCCCUUCUACUUCACCGUGCCUGGCCGUGAGCAGCACAACGGGACGCAACAGGCGUGUGGAGUGAAGCGACUCACUUGGCAUGAUCUGUCACGGAAAUCCCCCGUUGUCCUCCCCCUCUCCACUGACUUGAAGGGGGAAAAAAAAAAAGAAGGCGCCUGAUCAAGCCUGCGUCGCGUCUGCUCCAAAACAAAACCAGGCUCUGCCCUCCAACUUCACUUCAUACCACGCAUACCCGCCUGUCCCGGGGAUUGCUGCCCAUCCCAAAGAGGAGGAGAAGGGACGAUCAGGAGUUGCCAGGAUGGACAGUCUAUUCCUCAUGCUAAAGAACAACCCUGGCCCUUCUGUGUGCCUCUUCUCACUCAUCUUCAGGGGGAUCCACGGGUUGCUGCAAAGACUGCCCCUGCCCAAGUUGGUGCACCAGGAUGAAUUUCGCUCGUGGAAAUGGAAGAACCUCUCCGUGUCCAUGGUGCACUCCCUGCUGACGGGGACGUGGGCCCUGACUUGUGCGAUCAUUUGGCCGGAGACGCUACACGACCUACGCGCUUUCCACACGCCGCUGUCCUACCUGCUGGUUUGCGUUUCAACUGGAUACUUUGUGCAAGAUGCAGCUGAUAUCAUCCUGACGGGACACGGAAGAGGAUCGUGGGAAUUCUUAAUCCAUCAUGCGCUGGUGAUCUCGGCCUUCCUGUACGCCCUCUACACUCAGCUGUACGUCGCCGGCGCCGUGGUGGCGCUCUUUGUGGAGGUCAACAGCGUGACUUUGCACCUGAGGCUGCUGCUGAAGCUGGCGGGCGCCACCUCGUCCACCUUGUACUACAUCAACAAGAUAGUCAACAUCUUCACCUUCAUCACCUUCCGCCUCUGCUCCCAGUUUUAUCUCACCUGGUACAUCCUACAAAAUUACUCCUGGCUGGAGCACGCCGCCUUCUUCCUGUUCGCCAUCAUGGUGAUGAACGUCAUGAUCCUGGUCUACUUUUAUCGCCUGCUGCGCUCCGACUUCUUCAUGCACACGACGCAGGUCCACACCUCCAAAAGGUUCGUCGCCGACUGAGUGGACCACAAGAAAGCACUUUGUGUUGUUUCCUUCUAGACGAGUGACAGUUUACUGAUUGUUUUGUAACUGAGACCGUUCCUCGCUGCCACGUUUCCUGGGUUCCCGCCAAGGAAUACAUCUAUGAAGCAGAACAAGGUGCGGCCUGGCCCGGCAGCUCAAUUCCAGGAAUGGUGGAAUGUUCUAAUUCGGGUAUUUGUGCUUUGCUAAAUGUACUAAAUCAUGUUUGGACAUUUGUUUGCCAAAGAAGGUUGGACAUUUACGUGGAUCUUGUGUGCUAGCUGCUAGCUUAGUAUUCGGACAGGAAAUGAAAGAGAAGCUCAGCCAAAGGUGUUUUGGUUAUUUAGAAAAUUUCAAAAUAAGAUUUCCUUGUUUGAAUCUAACUGAUAAAGUGAUGAAUCCCAAAUAAAGAUGACGCACCGUGAGAUAUAGAUGCUUCAAAUCUCAUUAAAAAAAAUUUUUUGACAAUAUAUCAAUAUUUAACCUGAUAUGAUUAUUUAUACGCUCUCGCCGCAAAUAUUUAAAAAAAAAUUAACUUCUUACAUCACUGUGGCAGAUGCGAUCUCCAAAAAUGUUUUUGCUGUCCUUUACUGUUGUUGUAAAAUCCCUACAGAUAGUACUUCUAUUCCUUGACUCUUAAAGGGGAACUGAACUUUUUAAAAAAUGUUGCCUAUCAUUCACAAUCCUUAUGUAAGACAAGAACACAUAUGCUUUUCUUCUUUUUAAUGCAUUCUAAAUAUUAAAUAAAUGCGAUCAAAACUCCGCUUACAAUGGCGCGUAGGGGAGUCGCUCCAUUCUGACUAUAAAGCCCUGAAAAGAAUAUCCAAACACCUCCAUUAGGGUUUUAUAUACAUAAGAUAAAUAUAAUGUAGUAACGGGCACAUUUAAAAUAACAUUUAAUAUUUACGUAUUUUGAUCAUUUUAAGAAUAUUUGGUACAUUCAUUUCAAAAACGCAUCACCACGCUUUUUUUUUUCCAACAUCAGCAAUUAUUUUUCAAUGCAGACUUCAUGAAAGCCAACAAACAUAAUAAAACAUCACUUACUGUACAAGGUCUGCCGUCAUUGGCAUGCCGACUGUUACGAUGUUCAUAUAUUCCCGUUUGGAUGGAGAAUGUUUUAUUAUCCUCGCAAAGGAAAGAGGAGUGCAACCAAGCAUUUUUUUUUGUGUCUUUCUCGCCAUUUCCGGGUUUAAAUUGGUAGUCAAAGUGUACCAACUUGUCGGAAUAUGUCCUCAUCCUUUUUACUAUCCAGGUGAGAGGCAAUUACAAAGGAAGCGUAGAAACAGCAGACCACUGGAUGAUGUAAACAUGAGCACACACACUAGUGAGCACUGCGCCGCUAUAAAUAGUUUGUCUGCGUUAGCGCUUAUAAUAACAAUAUUGCUAAUACUUGGUUAAUAUUCAAGUCACAAAAUGUAAAUGGAGUAUUGUUGGCCCUUUUGGGAUGUUUUUGGGGUGGGUUUUAUAGGUAGAGUAGAGGACCUCACAUUUGCGCUGCUGUAAGCGGACUUUUUUUCCCCUUUAUUUACGACUUAGAAUACAUCUAAGAAAAAACAUCUGUCGUCAUGUCUUUCAUAAUUAUAGUGGCAAAUUUGAUGGCAAAAUUCCCCCAAAAAGUGCAGUUCCCCUGUAAAUGGUCAUAUUAUGUUUUUUUUCUUCUACAAAAUACUUUUUUUGUUGUCUACAUAACCUGUAAUGGUGGUUCUUUGGUCAAAAUGUUGCAUAGUUUAUGUUUUACAGACCAUUAGAGGUGCACAAAAACAUUGAUUCACAUUUGAAUUGCAAUUGUUUUUCAUCACGAUUCUAAUUCAAUUAAAAAAAAAGUUUAUUUUCA
Messenger RNA from Nerophis ophidion (straightnose pipefish), 3074 nucleotides. It is a transcript of the gene tlcd1, whose product is annotated as TLC domain containing 1. Bases 488 to 1240 code for a protein of 250 amino acids. Gene Ontology annotation, cellular component: plasma membrane. NCBI's taxonomy places the organism in Eukaryota, Metazoa, Chordata, Actinopteri, Syngnathiformes, Syngnathidae. The transcript is spliced from 5 exons. The record is from RefSeq and is a predicted model, not a curated record. Gene Ontology annotation, biological process: plasma membrane organization; regulation of membrane lipid distribution; membrane assembly.